Messenger RNA from Xyrauchen texanus (razorback sucker), 4830 nucleotides. RefSeq names its product proline and serine-rich protein 1-like. The coding region runs from base 467 to 2899 and encodes 810 amino acids. The record is from RefSeq and is a predicted model, not a curated record. NCBI's taxonomy places the organism in Eukaryota, Metazoa, Chordata, Actinopteri, Cypriniformes, Catostomidae. The transcript is spliced from 12 exons.
CGCAUACGUCUUGCAGACUUAGCAUGUGUGCUAAACCCCCAAAAAUAGCGAAAAUAAAUCAAACUAAACCAUUUUUGCGUGAAAACCAUACUCUGCUCUUAUUCCGCUUGUAUUAUCAAUCGCAAAGAUAGGAUUAAAUACAUGCCUAUGUGUGAAGAAUGGUGCAUUUGUAGAAUGUGUUAAUUUAGCACUGGACUAUUGUUGUUCCUCACGUCAGUAAUGCCAACCUCCACUUAAAGAGACCAGCAGCCCUCUGUUUCACCUAUUGAACCACUAAAAAAUACUUUUGGUUUUUCUAAAAUGUUCAAGUAGAGAUAAGUAGAAUAAUAUAAGGAUCAGUGCUGUGGUUCACUGUAACAGGGUAACUGCAUGAACAUUCCUAUAAGUAGGUGAAUGAAGGGUUCUUAUUGAGAUGAUGUAGGAGGGAUUGGUAAUCAAUACAGUGAUCAAAGCAUCGACAGUGAAGAUGGACAAGAAAUCCUUUGACAUCGUCUUGGAUGAAAUUAGAAAAUGUGUUCUGACAGAUCAGAGAAUCAAAGCUAUAGAGCAAGUUCAUGGCUAUUUCUCCAGUGAGCAGGUGAUUAACAUUCUAAAGUACUUCUCCUGGGCAGAGCCACAGAUAAAGGCAGUCAAAGCUUUGCAACAUAAAAUGGUUGCAAUUCCAACAACCAAGGUUGCAAACAUCCUUAACAGCUUUACAUUCUCAAAAGACAGACUCGUUGUACUGGAACUCAUAGCUCUAAAUAUUUCUGAUGCCCAAAACUACCAUCCUGUGGAGGACACAUUCCGUAUACACCUUUCUGAGAAGAAACGUGCAAGAAGAAUCCUAGAGCAGGUAUGUAAGGUGGGAUGUAAAGCUCCAGUGGCGAUGAUUUCAUCUUGCGGGAUGAUCCCAGGGAACCCUUACCCCAAAGGCAAACCCAGCCAGGUCACUGGAACAUUUCCUGGACUUCCCGCCAAAAAGGAGGGAGAGGAUGCAAACUUAGAAGGAAAGGGCAUUGCUGCGUGCAUCCUUGGACCAAGCAGACCGUCACCUUCAACUUACAAUCCACACAGACCUGUGCCAUACCCUAUCCCACCUUGUCGGCCACACGCAACCAUCGCCCCAAGUGCGUACAACAAUGCAGGUCUGGUGUCAGUGGGUGGGGUCAUCACUGCCACUGUGCAACCCCCACCCUACCGAGCCACUCCCAAUUUGGCAGGUUACAGCCGUCAACAAAAUCCAACCUCCAACUUCUCUGGCAUACCAGCUAUGUCUCCUCAUAGUUCCACCACAUCCACUCCUGUAACCUCUCAAGCUCAGUCUACCACACCUAUCACUCCAGUUUUCCCUGGCAUGGUACCAUCCCAGAACCCUGUAACCCCCUCUCCUACUUCUGCCCCCUCACCCUCUGUCAUCAAAGGGCCUCCUAUCCCGGCCAUGUCUCCCCAUCCCAAUCAAAGUGGUCACACCAUGCCUAUUACCUCCCCAUUUUCUGGCAUGCCCCUUUCAGGUAGAAACACCCCUUCAGUCAUCAAAACCCCAUCUGGAACACCCUGUGGUACACCUGGGCCAUUUGCAAACAUCCACUCUUCUGCUAUCCAUGGUGCACCCCGCUCUGAAACUCCUACCGGUGGCCCUACACCUACUCCCAUUACUCCUUAUGUAUCAGCUAUGGGUUUACCCUCAAAGGAGGGUUAUCCACCCUCCUCAGAUUCCCAGACAGGUCCUUCGUUUCCUGGAGCUCAACCCUCUACCCAGUCACAUUCAGUUAUCCGUAGUUACACACCCUCAGGAAUGUCCUCUCACACUCCUGGACACUUUACUCCAGGCAUGCAAAGUGUCGGAGGUUUGCCAGCAGUGUCUGGUGCUCCCAGCCCUAAGCCCUCUACUGGCUUGUCCAACCAGGCAUCCAUGAGUAGCCCAGCUGGUGCAUUCUUUAGUGAGCAACAUGCUAGCUCCAUGGUCCGGCAUGGCGGAGGUAGUGGCAGUAACAGCCCUGUCUCUUCCGCUUUCAAAGGGCCCUCGCGAUCAGGCACCCCUUCCCUUAACUCUCUGGUAAUGCCUAAUUCCGCUGUCCUUGCCCAAUCCGUGGACAUGCCCUCACCCCAGCCGUCUUUACCCAGCACUUCUAGCGUAGCCGGACUCCACAGGCUUUCCUCCAUGCUAGGCUCCCAGUCUGGGAGUAGCCCUGCCCCGCACUUCACAGCCAUCUCCCCCUUCCAGUCUUUAUCUGCAGCUUCUCCUUUCCCUGGAGCCCAAUCCUCAAUUUCUACCUCAUCUUGCCCCACUCCUGCUGCCUCAUCUGUAUAUUCAGGCUUGGCUCACUCUAGCACUUCCAGUCCAUCCUCCUUUGGCUUGGGCAUGACCACCUCUCCCUCUAUGUUCCCGGGCCUUCCUCCUGGCACAAACCCUGCCUUCUCAGCUUUUGGAGGUUCUGUGCCCUCUGCAGCAGGUAGCCCAGUGUUGUCCUCCAUAUUGGGCCUUCCGGGAGUCUCCUCCUCAGUGGCCACCGUUGCACCUCUCCAGGCAGCAGCAGUAGCAGUGGCUGCCGCAGCAGGAGUCCCCGCGUCCUCUCAUGUGCUUCCUGGCUUCGCUUCUGCAUUCAGCUCUAACUUCAACCCUGCUCUGGUUGGCCAGGCUGGGCUAACAGGUGGUCUCCAAGCCCCUGGAGGAACAGGUUUCCCAGGGUUGCUUUCUUUCCCCACAGGGAUGCACAACUUCCCUACUACAGCAUCUCCAGCUGCUCUGUCUGGUCUACACAACCCUGCCAUGCAGUCCGCACUUUUGCAGGCUCACUCAGCAUCAGCACUGGACAGUUUCCCUACUCAGACUAAUGGAUUCUCUAACUUCCCUGCAGCGGCUGGCUCAAGCUUAACUCUGCAGCCAGGCCUGCACCCAUCUCUGGGUUGGCAGUAACUCUUCAUUGGGCAUAGGAAAACUAAAUAACCUGUAUGUGCGAGUGUGCAAUGUGUGCAUGUGUGUGGUGUGAGUAAACAGUGACAAACACUGUGGACUUUGGUGCUGUAAAUUUAGUGGGUGUGCGUGGAAAAAGGUGCGCCUAAAAAGCAAAUGCGGGUAAAAUUGAAAAACCACUGUGGCAGCUCUAUUCUGUGGUAAUUUUCCAAAGAAAAGUCUUAGCAUGUCAAAUCAAAACCUAACCUUGUUGUUCAUUGCUGGGAUUUCUGAUUGGAUUUUGAAUGUGUCUUGUAUUUGAAUGAAUAAAAUAUGUACUAUUCUUAAUAUUUUAGUUUGUAGCAGGGUCGUAACCACAAUAUAGAUUGAGGGGGACAAGUCCCCACUAAUAGUCAGAUAUGGCCAAUUUGUCCACCCCAAUAAUUGAUAUCCUUGUUGCUGAUCUGCUGUAGUCCAUUAUGCACUGUUGUCUAAUUAUCAUUCAGUUGUUGCGGGAAUAGCAUAAUGGUUUGAAAAAGUUAAAUUUUUUGCGUACUCACUAGUCUAACAUCACUUGUCAAUGUCAUGUGAGAUAGCCAAUCAAAUAGAUUAAGGUGGGACUCAAUUUUAAGAAGCUAAGCGGGCCGGGAACCUCGUGGAUUAUUCCAGCACAGAGCAUCAGUAAGCUGUUAAUUUUAAGAGUGUUUGUGUCAUGUAAGAUGUAAGUAUCUAACUAAACAUGCAAUAUUUACCCACUGUUUUAUGAGUGAAAUGUUGUACUGACCAACAGUCAUUUCCAAGGGUGCAAACUAUCCUCCAUUUGGUGAAAUUCACCGUUUUUAGUUGGAAAUAUGUCACGUGCAGUACGUGAUUCCUAUUUCAUUCAUAAUUGUGAAUGUGAAAACAUUAACAGAGUAGUUUUCAGUAUAUCAGGCUUAAGACAAAGAGCAAAUGUGUAAUAAUCUGACGUAGCUUUUUAGAAAAUUCCCAAGCUACAUAAAGGACAAAUACUAUAAAGCACUAUUAAAGGUUCAGUAUAAAGACAUCACAACAGUAGUCCGUAUGACUUGUGCAUUUUAUUCCAAGCUUUCUGGGCCGUCAAACAGCUUUGUGUUAUAUGGACUACUUUUAUGAUAUUUUCAUUCUCAAAUAAAAUGUUGUGUUAAGAUUCUACUGGGGGAGAAAACUCAAUCAGAGAGAACUUGAGGGCAGUAAAUAAUUUUGUGUAUUUUCUUUUUUGCUAGCUAGCAGACAAGUUGUCAUUUUACAGAUACAUCAUUGAUGAAAAGAAAUUCAAAUUAUAUUCGUCUUUUCUUUGGAACGGCACAAAAAAAUGAAAAGAUGACUGAAACAGGCAAAUUGCUAGCAAUGCAGAUACUGUGUUUUUCUUGUACUGUGUGAACUUAAAAAAAAAAAAAACAUGUUCUGUAUCUAUUAAAACCAAAAAUUAUCAAAUUAUGGGCCCAGAUCGCAUUUAAAAAAAACCUCCCCACCCCCAACAAGGUUACAGCAUUGGUUUGUAUUAAUUAGGGCAAUUCAUUUUAAAUUCACUCCAGUAGAUAAACUGUGAAUAGUGUGGGUGUGUACAUUUUGCUAUACUGUUUUUGCCCUGUAUUCAGAAAGUUAGGGGGUUAACUGACCUUUUCAAAUGUCUUUGUCAAAUACUGUACAUGUACUUUGAGAAUGGGUAAAUUAGGUGUUUGCUCUCUACUGUAGCUGUUUUGUUGACUUUAAGUUUUUUACCAUGCAAACUUCUUCACAUGAGAUUAUUUUUUUUAUCAAGUUGCCUUGCAACUCUAUGGUAACUUUAAGUGUUACGGUUUUACAAUUUUGCUGAUGUUAAGGUCAGUAUCAUACAUUUUUCAUGUAUAUAAUGUGUAGAUCUCAGAGUCUGCAGUACUCCUGUUUGUUUCCACCAUUAUAUAUUAUAAAAUAUAUUUAAUAAAAUGGUAGGU